GACCGGAGGCGGUCGCGGGCGGUUUGAAUUGGAAUCUGGGCUCCAGCCCGCCGACGCUGCGCCAGGAACGAACUCGCUGAGAAGUUGUUUCUCUUUCCCGGUAGCAAGGGAGCAAGUCUAUUUAUAAAUGUUGGAAUAAGAAAGAAGAGAGAGCAAAAUGAGCUGGGCUUUAGAAGAAUGGAAAGAAGGCCUGCCUACAAGAGCUCUUCAGAAAAUUCAAGAGCUGGAAGGACAGCUUGACAAACUGAAGAAGGAAAAGCAGCAAAGGCAGUUUCAGCUUGACACGCUCGAGGCUGCACUGCAGAAGCAAAAACAGAAGGUUGAAAAUGAAAAAACUGAAGGCACAAACCUAAAAAGGGAGAAUCAAAGAUUGAUGGAAAUAUGUGAAAAUCUGGAGAAAACUAAGCAGAAGAUUUCUCAUGAACUUCAAGUCAAGGAAUCACAAGUGAAUUUCCAGGAAGGACAACUGAAUUCAGGCAAAAAACAGAUAGAAAAGCUGGAACAGGAACUUAAAAGGUGUAAAUCUGAACUUGAAAGAAGCCAACAAACUGCACAGUCUGCAGAUGUCUCUCUGAAUCCAUGCAUUACACCACAAAAAAUUUUUACAACUCCACUAACACCAAGUCAAUACUAUAGCGGUUCCAAGUAUGAAGAUCUAAAAGAAAAAUAUAAUAAAGAAGUUGAAGAACGAAAAAGAUUAGAGGCAGAGGUAAAAGCCUUGCAGGCUAAAAAAGCAAGCCAGACUAUUCCCCAAACCACUAUGAAUCACCGGGACAUUGCUCGACAUCAGGCUUCAUCAUCUGUGUUCUCAUGGCAGCAAGAGAAGACCCCAAGUCGUCUGUCAUCUAAUUAUCAAAAAACUCCAAUUAGGAGAGAUUUCCCUGCAUCUCACUUUUCUGGGGAACAAGAGGUGACUCCGAGUCGAUCAGCUUUGCAAACAGGGAAAAGAGAUGCUAAUAGCAGUUUCCUUGAUAAUCCUAGCAGUUCUCAUCUUUUGGAUCAAUUAAAAGCACAGAAUCAAGAGCUAAGAAGCAAGAUUAAUGAGUUGGAACUACGUAUGCAAGGACAAGAAAAAGAAAUGAAAGGCCAAGUAAAUAAAUUUCAAGAACUUCAACUCCAACUGGAGAAAGCAAAAGUGGAAUUAAUAGAAAAAGAGAAAGUUUUGAACAAAAGUAGGGAUGAACUAGUGAGAACAACAGCACAAUAUGACCAGACAUCAACUAAGUGUACUGCAUUGGAACAAAAGCUGAAAAAAUUGACUGAAGAUUUGAGUUGUCAGCGACAAAAUGCAGAAAGUGCCAGAUGUUCUCUGGAACAGAAGAUUAAGGAUAAAGAAAAAGAGUUUCAAGAGGAGCUCUGCCGGCAGCAGCGUUCUUUCCAAACGCUGGACCAGGAGUGCACUCAGAUGAAAGCCAGACUCACUCAGGAGUUACAACAAGCCAAGAAUGCGCACAACAUCCUGCAGGCUGAACUGGAUAAAGUCACAUCAGUAAAGCAACAGCUAGAAAAAGAUCUGGAAGAAUUUAAGCAAAAGUUCUGCAGAACUGAACAGGCGUUCCAGGCAAGUCAACUCAAAGAGGACGAACUGAGGAGAAACAUGGAGGAAGCAAAGAAGGAAAACUGCUUCCUUGAGAGUCAGUCUGAGCAGAAGGCCAGAGAAGUCUGCCACUUGGAGGAAGAACUCAAGAAAAUCAAACGGUGUCUGAAUCAGAGCCAGAAUUUUGCAGAAGAAAUGAAAGCCAAGAAUACCUCACAGGAAACCAUGUUAAGAGAGCUUCAAGAAAAAAUAAAUCAGCAAGAAAACUCCUUGACUUUAGAGAAACUGAAGCUUGCCGUGGCUGAUCUGGAAAAGCAACGAGAUUGUUCUCAAGACCUUUUGAAGAAAAGGGAACAUCACAUUGAACAGCUGAACGAUAAGUUAAGCAAGACAGAGAAAGAGUCCAAAGCCUUAUUGAGUGCUUUGGAGUUAAAAAAGAAAGAGUAUGAAGAAUUAAAAGAAGAGAAAACUCUGUUUUCUUGUUGGAAAAGUGAAAAUGAGAAACUCUUAAAUCAGAUGGAAUCAGAAAAAGAAAGCUUGCAGAGUAAAAUUAAUCACUUAGAAACUUGUCUCAAGACACAACAAAUAAAAAGUCAUGAAUACAAUGAGAGAGUAAGAACACUAGAGAUGGAAAGAGAAAACCUAAAUGUCGAGAUCAGAAACCUACAUAAUGUGAUAGACAGCAAGUCUGUAGAGCUAGAGAUGCAGAAACAAGCGUAUGUGGAGCUACAGCAGAAAGCUGAAUUCUCAGAUCAGAAACAUCAGAAGGAAAUAGAAAAUAUGUGUUUGAAAACUUCACAGCUUACUGGGCAAGUUGAAGGUCUCGAACACAAGCUUCAGUUACUGUCAAGUGAAAUAAUGGACAAAGAUCAGCGCUACCAAGACUUAUAUGCCAAAUAUGAGAGCCUCAGGGAUCUGCUAAACUCCAAAGAUGAUUCUCGAGUGACAAAUGAGGAUCAUCAGAGAAGUCCUUUGGCUUUUGAACAGCAGCCUGCCAUGAAUAAUUCUUUUGCAAAUAUAACUGGAGAGCAAGGAAACAUGCCUUCAGAGAGGAGCAAAUGCCAUUUAGAAGCAGACCAAAGUCCGAAAAAUUCAGCCAUCUUACAAAAUAGAGUUGAUUCACUUGAAUUUUCGUUAGAAUCUCAAAAGCAGAUGAACUCAGAUCUGCAAAAGCAGUGUGAAGGGUUGGUACAGAUCAAAGGAGAAAUAGAAGACAAUCUCAUUAAAGCAGAACAGAUGCAUCAAAGUUUUGUGGCUGAAACAAGUCAACGCAUUAAUAAGUUACAAGAAGACACUUCUGUUCAUCAGAAUGUUGUUGCUGAAACAUUAGUUGCCCUUGAGAACAAGGAAAAAGAGUUGCAACUUUUGAAUGAAAAAUUAGAAACUGAGCAAGCAGAGAUCCAAGAACUAAAAAAGAGCAACCAUCUACUUGAAAACUCUCUAAAGGAGCUACAAUUUUUCUCUGAAACCCUGAGCUCAGAGAAGAAGGAAAUGAGUUCCAUCAUUUCUCUAAAUAAAAGAGAAAUUGAAGAACUGACCCAAGAGAAUGGGACUCUGAAGGAAAUUAAUGAAACUUUAAAUCAAGAGAAGAUGAACUUACUCCAAAAAAGUGAGAGCUUUUCAAACUAUAUAGAUGAAAGGGAGAAAAGCAUUUCAGAGUUAUCUGAUCAGUACAAGCAAGAAAAACUUAUUUUACUGCAAAGAUGUGAAGAUACCAGAAAUGCAUAUGAGGAUCUCAGUGAAAAAUACAAAGCAGCCCAAGAAAAGAACUGUAAAUUAGAGUGCUUGCUAAAUGAAUGCACGAGUGUUAGUGAACAUAGUAAAAAUGAGCUGGAACAGCUAAAGGAAACAUUUGCAAAGGAACACCAAGAAUUCUUAACAAAAUUAGCGUUUGCUGAAGAAAGAAACCACAAUCUAAUACUAGAGUUGGGGACGGUGCAGCAAGAGCUGAAAUCUGAGAUUGCAGAUGUCCAGAACAAUGCCAGGAGUGAGGCUGAUGGGUUAAAGCAAGAAAUCAUGACUUUAACGGAAGAACAAAAUAAGAUGCAAAAGGAACUUAAUGACUUAUUACAGGAGAAUGAGCAACUUAAACAGUUAACAAAGACUAAACACAAGUGUCAAAAUCUAGAAUUGGAACCAAUGAGGGACUCUGUGAAAGAAAUGGAGAGUGAGAUAAAUAAGUGUAAUUGUCAACUUCAAAUGGAUCUUGAAGUUAAAGACAUUUCUCUAGACAGAUAUAAUGUACAAUUGGUGCAAUUAGAAGCUAUCGUAAGAGAUAUGGAAUUAAAACUUCAGGAAAGUGAGAAGGAGAAAGAGUGCCUGCAGCAUGAAUUACAGACAACUAGAGAAGAAUUAGAAAUUAGAAAUCUGCAAGACACACAGUUGCAAGAAAUUAGUGACCUUAAAGACUGUGAAACAGAUUCAGAAGAAAAGUACAUUUCAGUGCUUCAUGAGCUGUCAACAAGUCAAAACAACAGUACAAACCUGCAGUGCCCUCUGCAAACAGCAAUGAACAAGCUGAAUGAGCUAGAGAAAAUGUGUGAAAUACUGCAGGCAGAAAAGUGUGAACUUGUGUCUGAGCUGAAUGAUUCAAGGUCAGAAUGUAUCUCAGCAACUAGUAAAAUGGCACAAGAUAUGGAGAAGCUAGUAAAUGAAGUUAAAAUAUUAACUGAUGAAAAUGGUCUUCUCCACGGUGAGUUAGUGAAAGAAAUGCCAGAAGGCGAAUUUGGCAAACAGCAAAAAGAGCAGCAGUCUGUGUUCUUGAAUCCAUUGGAUGAUAGUAAUUCCUAUGAGCACUUGACAUUGUCAGACAAAGAAGUUCAAAGGCACUUUGCUGAAUUACAGGAAAAAUUCUCAUCUUUACAAAGUGAACACAAAAUUUUACAUGAUCAGCACUGUCAAAUGAGCUCUAAGAUGUCAGAGUUACAGACCUAUGUUGACUCAUUACAGGCUGAAAAUUCAGUCUUGUCAACGAAUCUAAAAAUCUUUCAAGGUGACUUGGACAAGGAGAUGAAGCAGGGCUUUGAGGAGGGACUAAUUCCUUCUCUGUCAUUUUCUUGUGCACCUGACAACCCUAGACUUACCAGCUUUGGAGACUCCUCUUUUUACAAAGCUCUUUUAGAACAGACAGGAGAAAUGUCCCUUUUGAAUAAUUUAGAAGGGAAUGUUUCAGCAAACCAGUCUAAUGUAGAUGACGAAUCUUGCAGCAGUCUGGAGGAGGAGAAUGUGAGCAAGAAAGAAAUCUCAUCUGCCUCAGUGAAGAGUGUUGAAGAGCUUGAGUCCCUUUGUCAGAUAUACCAGCAGUCCCUUGAGAAGCUAGAAGAGAAAAUGGAAAGCCAAGGACUUAUGAAAAAUAAGACGAUUCAAGAACUCGAACAGUUAUUAAGUUCAGAAAGGCAAGAGCUUGACUGCCUUAGGAAGCAGUAUUUGUCAGAAAAUGAACAAUGGCAACAGAAGCUGACUAGCGUAACUCUGGAGAUGGAGUCCAAGUUGGCAGCUGAAAAGAAACAGACAGAGCAACUGUCACUUGAGCUUGAAGUAGCGCGACUCCAACUACAAGGUCUGGACUUAAGUUCUCGGUCUUUGCUUGGCACUGACAUAGAAGAUGCUAUUCAAGGCCGAAAUGAGAGCUGUGACAUAAAAGAAUCAGAAGAAUGUGCUUCAGAAACUAUAGAAAGAACACCAAAGCAUGGCAUUCAUCAGAUUUAUGAUAAAGAUGUUCAACAGGGCCUCAAUCUAGAGAUUGAGAAAGUAACUGAGAUGGGUGCAGGAAAACUCACAGGAGAGUCGUCUAGGGAGCAGUUCCCAGAAACCAGUUGUGAGUCUCCAGUGGAAGUCAAAGCCCAAGGCUGUUCAGAACCCAUUUCUGAAUUGUCCUUUUCUGCUCCUAAUUCUUUGGUAUCCAUGGAUUUCUCAAGGAAUCAGGAAACCAUCCAGAAUCUUCAGUGGCAGAUAAAAGAAACGUCAAAUGAGAAUUUGAGAUUACUACAUGCAAUAGAGGACCGUGACAAUAAAGUUGAAAAUUUGCUAAAUGAAAUAAAAGAGUUAGACUCAAAACUCCAUUUACAAGAGGUCCAACUUAAGACCAAGAUGGAAGCCUGUAUAGAAUUGGAAAACACAGUUGAGGAACUUAAGAAAGAAAACUCAGAUUUAAAUGAAAAAUUGGCAUCUUUUCCUUGUGAUAACCAGGAGGUAUACCAGAGAGUAGAGACUUCUGAAGACUGCAAUUCCCAUUUGGAAAUGAGCAUGGAUAAAUUGUCACAGGAAGUUAUUGAAGAUAAUGUAGCCAAAGUGAAUGACAACUGGAAAGAAAGAUUUAUUGAUGUGGAAAAUGAACUGAACAGGAUCAAAUUUGAAAAAACUAGCAUUGAGCAUCGUGUCCUCUCUGUGGAAGCUGACUUAGAGACAGUUAUGACAGAAAAGCUACAUUUAGAAAAAGACAAUGAAAAUAAGCGGAAAACUGUUGUCUGUCUUGAAGAAGAACUUUCAGUGGUCACAAGUGAAAGAAACAAGCUUCAUGGAGAAUUAGAUACUAUGUCAAAGGAAAACAAAGAACUGGUUCAGCUGUCUGAAAAGAUGAGGGAGAAAAUACAAGAGCUGGACUCUUGCCAUGGUGAAUGUCUCCAUCAUAUGCAGGUGGUAGAGACAGAGGCAAAGGACAAAACAGAACUCCUUCAGAAUUUGUCCUCUGAUGUGAAUGAGCUGUUGAAAGAUAAAACGCGUCUCCAGGAGCAGCUGCAGAGUUUGGAAAAGGACUCGCAGGCGCUGUCUUUGGUAAAAUGUGAGCUGGAAAACCAAAUUAGACAAUUGAAUAAAGAGAAUGAAUCACUUGUCAGGGAAUCCGAAAGCCUGCAGGCCAGACUGAGUGACUCAGAACACGAAAAGCUGAACGUCUCCAAGGCCUUGGAGGCCGCACUGAUGGAGAAAGGUGAGUUUGCAGUGAGGCUGAGCUCAACACAAGAAGAAGUGCAUCAGCUGAGAAGAGGCAUUGAGAAACUGAAAGUCCGCAUCGAGGCUGAUGAAAAGAAGCAGCUCCAUGCCAUAGAGAAACUGAAGGAACGUGAACGUGAGAAUGAUUCACUCAGGGAUAAAAUUGAGAGCCUUGAAAGGGAAUUGCUGAUGUCUGAAGAAAACCAAGAGCUUGUGAUUCUUGAUUCUGAGAAUUCCAAAGCAGAAGUAGAGACCCUAAAAACACAGAUAGAAGAGAUGGCCAAAAGCCUGAAAGUUUUAGAGUUAGAACAUGUCACUUUAAGGUCUGAAAAAGAAAAUCUGACAAAACAUCUACAUGAUAAACAAGAUCAGGAGUUGGAAUUAGACAAGUUGCUCUCUUCACUUAAAAGCCAAUUAGAAGAAAAAGAGCAAGUGAAAAUACAGAUAGAAGAAGAAUCUAAAACUGCAGUGGAGAUGCUUCAGAGUCUACUGAAAGAGCUAAAUGAGGAAGUAGCAUCCUUGAGUAAUGACCAGGAAACCUGGAAGACCAGAGAACAGAGUCUGGACCCACCAGUGGAGGAAGUGCAUCAGCUGAGAAGUAUUAUCGAAAAGCUGAAAGGCCACAUAGAAGCUGAUAAAAAGAAGCAGCUCCUUGUCUUAGAAAAAAUAAAGGAAAGUGAGCAUCAUGCAGAUCUGCUUAAGGAUCGAGCUGAGAACCUUGAACGAGAGCUAGAGAUAUCAGGAAAAAACCAAGAGCUUGCAAUUCUGGAGACAGAAAAUUGCAAAGCAGAGGUAGAGACCCUGAAAGUAAAAAUAGAAGGGAUGACCCAAAACCUGAAAGAUCUGGAAUUAGAUCUUGUUAACGUUAAGUUGGAAAAAGAAAAUCUGACCAAAGAUUUACAGAAAAGGCAAGAACGAGUAUCUGAAUUAGAAAUACUAAAUUCUUCCUUUGAAAAUCUUUUGCAAGAAAAAGAGCAAGAAAAAGUACAAGUGAAAGAAGAAUCUAAUACGGUGGUGGAGAUGCUUCAAACACAAUUAAAAGAACUCAGUGAGAAAGUGGCAGCCAUGUGUAAGGACCAAGAGACCUGUAAGGCCAAAGAACAGAAUUUGAGUAGUCAAGUAGAUUGUCUUGAACUUGAGAAGGCUCAGUUGCUACAAGACCUUGACCAGGCCAAAAAUAAUUAUAUUAUUUUGCAAUCUUCUGUGAAUGACCUCAUUCAAGAUGUAGAAGAUGGCAAACGGAAACUAGAGAAGAGGGAUGAAGAAAUCAGUAGACUAAAAUGUCAAAUUCAAGACCAAGAGCAGCUUGCCUCUAAACUGUCCCAGGUAGAAGGAGAGCUGCAACUUUGGAAGAAGGAAAAAUUAGAACUAGAAAACCUGACAGUGGAAUUGGAGCAGAAGAUCCAAAUGCUGCAAUGUAAAAAUGACACUUCGCUGGGCAACUUAGAUGUGCUGCAGAAUUCUUACAAAGAUCUAGAGAAUGAGUUUAAAUUGGCAACAAUGGAGAAAAUGUCCUUUGCUGAAAAAGUAAACACAAUGAUGGAAAAGGAAACUGAGCUGCAGAUGGAAAUGCAUGAGAUGGCACAGAAAACGACAGAGCUGAAGGAAGAAUUUAGUGGAGAGAAAAAUAGGCUAAAUGAAGAGUUAAAAAUACUGUUGGAAGAAAUAAAGAACAGCAAAGGUCAACUGAAGGAGCUCACACUAGAAAAUAGUGAAUUGAAGAAGAGUUUGGAUUGCAUGCACAAAGACCAGGUGGAAAAGGACAGGAAAGUGAGAGAAGACAUAGCUGAGUAUCAGCUACAGCUUCAGGAAGCUGAAAAGAGACACCAGGCUUUGCUUUUGGACACAAACAAACAGUAUGAGAUAGAAAUCCAGGCAUAUCGAGAGAAAUUGACUUCUAAAGAAGAAUAUCUCAACUCACAGAAGUUGGAGAUGGACCUCUUAAAGUCUAGUAAAGAAGAACUCAAUAAUUCUUUGAAAGCUGCCACUCAAGUUUUAGAAGAAUUGAAGAAAACCAAGACAGACAAUCUAAAAUAUAUAAAUCAGCUAAAGAAGGAAAAUGAACGUUCCCAGGGGAAAAUAAAGUUGUUGAUCAAGUCCUGUAAGCAGAUGGAAGAGGAAAAGGAAAUUUUACAGAAAGAACUAUCUCGACUUGAAGCUACACAGGAGAAGCAGAAAACAGGUACUGUUGUGGAUGCUACGGUAGAUGAGUUAAUAACUGAGAUGAAAGAACUGAAAGAAACUCUUGAAGAAAAAACCAAGGAGGCAGACGAAUACUUGGAUAAGUACUGUGCUCUGCUUAUAAGCCAUGAAAAGUUAGAGAAAGCUAAAGAGAUGUUAGAAACGCAAGUUGAUCAUCUCUGUUCACAACAGUCUAAACACAAUUUCCGAAGUUCUCCUAUGCUGAAUUCACUUGUUCUAGGACCAUCUCCAAUCCCUUCUGUUCCUGAAAAGAAGUUGUCAUCUGGCCACAAUAAAGCUUCAGGCAAGAGGCAAAGGUCCAGUGGGGUGUGGGAGAAUAGUGGAGGACCAACACCUUCUACCCCAGAAACAUUUUCUAAAAAAAGUAGGAAAGCAGUCAAAAGUGGCGGUCACCGGGCAGGGGAUGCAGAAGAUGCUGAGUUUGAGCCAGAGGGACUUCCGGAAGUUGUAAAGAAAGGGUUUGCCGACAUCCCAACAGGAAAGACCAGCCCAUACGUCCUGCGGAGAACAACCAUGGCCACGAGGACCAGCCCCCGCCUGGCUGCACAGAAGUUAGUACUAUCCCCACUGAGUCUCAGCAAAGAAAAUCUUGCAGAGUCCUCCAAACCAACAGCUGGUGGCAGCAGAUCACAAAAGGUCAAAGUUACCCGGCAGAGCCCAGUGGAUUCAAGCACCGCCUUUCGAGAACCCACCACAAAAUCUCUCUCAGUCAGUACUCUUCCUGAGAGAAGGUCAGCAGACAGCCCCAAAGAAGGCCUGAGAGCCAAGAGAGGCCGACUUACCCCUAGCCCGGAGGCUGGACCUGUACCCCAGGGCAGCGAGAACUGCAGGGUCCAGUGAAGAGACCUGUGUCAAGACCUCUCAAGGCGGCAGUGGUUGACUAGAUAAGAGUCUGCCUGCAGUGUAGGAUUCCUCUUUAGUCAGGGAGCACUUUAUCAGUGGGGAGAAAACCAUUUCUUAUAAAUCUAAAUAUGUUGUCUUCUUUAGAUCUCCUUUGUAUAAGUAUUAAAAAAGUCUGGAAGCACUGAUCACCUCUUCAGCAUUGAUAUUCCUCUGCUUUAAUGUAAAUAGUACUGUAUAGAACUCUUUGAUAAUAUGUUACAAUUAAAAUAGCGAGCAUUAUGUAACAUCUUCUGUUUGUAUGUGAAUUUUCACUAAAAAAUGCAAAACACAUUUUAUACUUCCAAUUAACAACUCCCAGAAAAAUGUAAGCUUUUACUUUAUGAUAUUUCCUAUCUGUUGUGUUAGGCAUGAAGUAGUUUUAGACGAAGAAUUUCUUUGAGCUGAGUAAAUGAAGGAAAAUAAUGUAACAUCUUUUUAAGGAAAACAUGCACACAUAUCUAUGUGGGUGUGUUUGUCUUCCUCUUCCAUUGUGUUUUAUAAAUCUUUGCUUAUGUAACUUGUACAUAUGUGUAUGUGGGAGUGGUGGGAGGUGUGCGUUUAUUUCCAAUUAGUCUGGUUGUAGGCUUCUUAAGAUGUAGAAGAUCGUGUCUUCUGUCAUUGUGUUUUUCUUUUUGAAGACCAAUUUCUUAGAGUUCUUUAGUACGCAUUCUCAUAUCUGGUGCUGUUGUAUUAAAAUAUGGCCUUUGUUUUCUAAUAAAAUAACCAACCACCUUUGUUUUCUGUAAAAA
Molecule: messenger RNA, 10299 nt
Organism: Carlito syrichta (Philippine tarsier)
Lineage: Eukaryota; Metazoa; Chordata; Mammalia; Primates; Tarsiidae
Gene: CENPF
Product: centromere protein F
Exons: 20
Coding region: 158-9508 (3116 amino acids)
Biological process (GO): metaphase chromosome alignment; regulation of G2/M transition of mitotic cell cycle; mitotic cell cycle
Cellular component (GO): chromosome, centromeric region; spindle pole; nucleus
Molecular function (GO): transcription factor binding; microtubule binding; dynein complex binding
Source: RefSeq, a predicted model, not a curated record